Molecule: messenger RNA, 1251 nt
Organism: Epithele typhae
Lineage: Eukaryota; Fungi; Basidiomycota; Agaricomycetes; Polyporales; Epitheliaceae
Exons: 5
Coding region: 1-1251 (416 amino acids)
Source: RefSeq, a predicted model, not a curated record
AUGUCUACCUCUUUCAAGAUCAAAAUUGGUGGCAAGUCCAGCAUCCCCCCAGACUCGCGGCCGGCCAAGCGGAGAGCGCAGCGUAUUGCCUACACUGACGACGAAGAUGACGCCGCCGACGCGGCCUCGGCCGCACCAGUGCACAAGAAGGCUCGCACAGUGAGCCGCGCCGCGUCAGCAGACCCCGAGGAGGGUAGCUUGGUGGACGAGGACGUCGACGUGGACAUCGACGGCGAUGAUCACGGCAACACCAACGCCGACGACACACGGUUCCUGCCCGACCCGCAGGCGAGCACGUCGCGGCCCCUCUCCCCAGUGCAGCAGAGCGUGAAGUUGCGCCUGCCAGGUAACAUCUCUGCGAUGGCGUCCACCCUGCCCGAUAGCACGAAGAACCGGGGGAAGGACAAGCGGAUCGUGAAGCCGACGAAGAAGGUCAAGCGUUCCGUCGUGUUCUCGGACUCGGAGGACGAGCGGUUUGCGCCGCCUCGCCGCGCGAAGAGCAAGAGCAAGGGCAUGGAUGAGGGGUUCGAGCUCGACGCCGAGGUUGUAGCGUCCAAGAAAACCUCCCGCGCUUCUAGCGUUACGAAGACGGCCAAGGCGAGCGGGAGUGGGAAGGAGAAAGAAAAGGAGAAGGAGAAGGAGCCUCCUGUUCCUCCCGUCGUGGAUCCGGCGAGGCGCGAAGACUCCGGUCCUAGGAGCAUGCCAGACCCGUUGAGCGAACCUAUACCCAAGAAACGCAAGCUGCCGCCUAUCAAGAAAAACAAGCAGCCGGGGUCCGGUUCAGCUGGCCCUUCCACCCCAGCGUCGCACAGGACGGUGCCCCCUGCUCCUACUCCUGUUGAGAAACGAGAAGGACUCGCUCCGACGACAAACCAGGUCGGCCAACGCAAACCCGCCGGGGCUUCGACCGAUCUCAACCUUUUGGACUCGUCUGUGUACUCUGAGUUGUUCAGAAGCGCGCAACCAGGUGCCUCUGCCUCGUCCUCUGGGACGGAUAGGAAGCAGAAAGAAGAGGCACGGAGGAAAGAGCUCAACAAAAUGCGAGAUGAGGCUCGGGCGAAGCGAGAGGCUGAUGCGAGAAAACAUACGUUUGACCUUCAGGCUGCACCCGACAAGGUCCAGCAGUAUGAAGAGAUAAUCAAAGCACGACAGUCGCCGGCAGCGUUUCCCAACAUCCUUGGGGCAUCGCUCAAGGAGCUAUUCCUCAGGACUCACGCACAAAGUAAUCGUUCCCCUCUCCGCCAUCAAUAG